GGACGUCUGUCUCGCACCUCACGCUCGGCCUGUCACCUUCCUCACUCCUGCUCUUCCUCCUUAGGCUUUACUUCAGUAAAUACCUCCAUCAUCAAUUCUUCGUUUCUCUGCGAGACAUCCCUGGCUCCUCCUCUCUUAUGCCUCGCAUCCAACCAGCCCAGGUCUCGGUCAAUUGUAUCCCCUAAAAAGCUCCUGAAUGAAUGGAUGGAUGGACGGAUGGAUGGAUGGAUGGAUGAAUGGAUGGAUGAAUGAGAGCAUGCUUGGGGCGGGGCCAGGUGGGGUCCGGACCGGACCACUUGCAACCACGGAGUCCGCCAGGGGGUGGAGCUACGGUGGCCGCCUGCGUGGCUGUUUGCGCCUAGCGCUCCCGGAAGUCUCCCUGGGCGGAGGCGGAAACGGAAACCUACUUAGGGCCGAGUAGAAGCCUUUGCCGCGUGCGAAGGUUGCGGUCGAUUGGUGAUCCUGUGUGGAGGGAUACCGGAAGGGACAGGUCCGGGCUUCCCUCAUCGUUAGUGGUAGGAGCCAGAGGAUUCGGGGCUAGAGAGUCUAGAGAGGCCCAGUGGGCGGGACCCGAGAUUUGAGGGGCCGAGAGGGGCGUGGUCGCAGCGGGGCCAGAGGGGCCGAGGCCGGCGAACCCGGACCCAGGGCCGGUAGAGGAUCCUCGGGCCCUGAACUACCGGUCCCGCAGCCCUUAGGCCUCAUGGCGGUCCGAGCGUCUUUCGAGAACAACUGUGAGAUCGGCUGCUUUGCCAAACUCACCAACACCUACUGCCUAGUGGCCAUCGGAGGGUCAGAGAACUUCUACAGUGUGUUCGAGGGUGAGCUCGCCGAUACCAUCCCGGUGGUGCACGCGUCCAUCGCCGGCUGCCGCAUCAUCGGACGCAUGUGUGUGGGCAACAGACACGGUCUCCUGGUGCCCAACAACACCACUGACCAGGAACUGCAGCACAUUCGCAACUGCCUCCCAGACUCAGUACAGAUCCGGCGGGUGGAGGAGCGGCUCUCAGCCCUGGGCAAUGUCACCACAUGCAACGACUAUGUGGCUUUGGUCCACCCAGACCUGGACAGGGAAACAGAAGAAAUUCUGGCUGAUGUGCUCAAGGUGGAAGUCUUCAGACAGACAGUGGCUGACCAGGUGCUAGUAGGAAGCUACUCUGUCUUCAGCAAUCAGGGAGGCCUGGUACAUCCCAAGACUUCAAUCGAAGACCAAGAUGAGCUGUCCUCUCUUCUUCAGGUCCCCCUUGUGGCAGGCACUGUGAACCGAGGCAGCGAGGUGAUUGCCGCGGGGAUGGUGGUGAACGACUGGUGUGCCUUCUGUGGCCUGGACACAACCAGCACAGAGCUGUCAGUGGUGGAGAGUGUCUUCAAGCUGAACGAAGCCCAGCCGAGCACCAUUGCUACCAGCAUGCGGGAUUCCCUCAUCGACAGGUGCGUGGGCCUCUCUUCUGCCUUUGGAGGGUAGGGGAAGGAGAAGCCA
Messenger RNA from Zalophus californianus (California sea lion), 1477 nucleotides. It is a transcript of the gene EIF6, whose product is annotated as eukaryotic translation initiation factor 6. The transcript has 5 exons. Gene Ontology annotation, cellular component: preribosome, large subunit precursor; nucleolus; cytosol. NCBI's taxonomy places the organism in Eukaryota, Metazoa, Chordata, Mammalia, Carnivora, Otariidae. The record is from RefSeq and is a predicted model, not a curated record. Gene Ontology annotation, molecular function: ribosomal large subunit binding. Bases 701 to 1462 code for a protein of 253 amino acids. Gene Ontology annotation, biological process: ribosomal subunit export from nucleus; assembly of large subunit precursor of preribosome; maturation of LSU-rRNA.